GAAGUUGGCUGCAAAACACCCUUCUUUCUUUCCGGUUGUCAAAAAGUGCAAGGACGACAAAUACAUUUAAAUAUGGCUGACGUUGAUGUAGAUGUUCCCUCAGCAGCUCCCGCUGUAGGUGGUCCCAUGGACAUUAAUCAAGCUUUGCAAGAAGUUUUGAAGAAAUCUUUAAUUGCCGAUGGUCUUGUACAUGGUAUUCACCAAGCCUGCAAGGCCUUAGACAAACGUCAAGCUGUUUUGUGUAUCUUGGCUGAGUCUUUUGACGAACCCAACUACAAGAAGCUCGUUACUGCCCUCUGUCAUGAACAUCAAAUCCCCUUGAUCCGUGUCGAUUCCCACAAGAAACUCGGUGAAUGGUCUGGUUUGUGCAAGAUCGACAAAGAAGGCAAACCCCGUAAGGUUUGCGGCUGUUCCGUUGUUGUCAUCAAGGACUUCGGUGAGGAAACCCAAGCUUUGGAUGUCGUCAAGGAGCACCUCAGACAAAACAGCUAAACUACACAUUCCUAGUCUAGUUAGUCUGUAAAUGGGGUUCAUCUGUAUGAUGAUAGCGAUGCAUCUUGUUUUUGUUUUUAUCAAAAACACAC
Lucilia cuprina (Australian sheep blowfly) is the source of this 584-nucleotide messenger RNA. It is a transcript of the gene RpS12, whose product is annotated as 40S ribosomal protein S12. The transcript has 4 exons. The coding region runs from base 73 to 492 and encodes 139 amino acids. The record is from RefSeq and is a predicted model, not a curated record. Gene Ontology annotation, cellular component: cytosolic small ribosomal subunit; ribosome. Gene Ontology annotation, biological process: translation. NCBI's taxonomy places the organism in Eukaryota, Metazoa, Arthropoda, Insecta, Diptera, Calliphoridae. Gene Ontology annotation, molecular function: structural constituent of ribosome.